Molecule: messenger RNA, 2040 nt
Organism: Aureobasidium pullulans EXF-150
Lineage: Eukaryota; Fungi; Ascomycota; Dothideomycetes; Dothideales; Saccotheciaceae
Product: glycoside hydrolase
Exons: 8
Coding region: 300-1553 (417 amino acids)
Biological process (GO): glucan catabolic process
Cellular component (GO): cell surface; extracellular region
Molecular function (GO): glucan exo-1,3-beta-glucosidase activity
Source: RefSeq, a predicted model, not a curated record
AAAAAGUUGUAGGAGACGAUCCCUCUCUCGUCAUCUUGACUGUUGGUCUGAACACCGACUGCUGACUUGCUGCAACAAUGGUCUCGUGGUCUUGUGUAGCACUUGUGGAGUCAUUGUGGAGGAUCUACACCUGAGAUGAUUUACGUUAGUUGUAACGGGCAAUGUGGACUGAAGGUGAGACAUACAAAAGGCAGCAGGAGCCCGUUAUUUGAACCUCGUAUUUCUCCACAUCAAGUACAUCUCUUUCCUCCUUCAAACCUGGACGAAAAUCUCUCAAGACCCUUGUACAAUCUAUCAAUAUGCUGAGCAAAGCAUUACUAUCCUCUGCCCUUGCGGCACUUACUCUGCUACCAUCUGCUAGUGUAGCAGCGCCAUUAGAACAAUUCAAGCGCGACCUUAAAUUCAACUUUGGCAAUGACAAAGUCCGUGGUGUCAACCUUGGUGGCUGGUUCGUACUGGAGCCCUGGAUUACACCCAGCAUCUUCGACGCAACACCAGACAAUGUAGUAGACGAAUACACCUAUUGCGAGACCCUCGGCUCCGAUGAAGCAUACUCGAGACUAUCAAAGCACUGGGACUCCUGGAUCACCGAAGAUGACUUGCAUCAGAUCGCUGCUGCAGGCAUGAACCACAUCCGUAUUCCCGUCGGUUACUGGUCAGUCAUCAAAGACGACAACGCACCCUACGUUCAGGGUGCAUACGAAUUCCUCGGUAGAGCAUUGGACUGGGCUAGCGGUGCAGGACUCAAGGUCAUGAUUGAUCUCCACGGUGCUCCCUACUCGCAAAACGGCUUCGACAACUCUGGUCAAAGAGGAGGCACUGGCUGGGGUCAAGGUGACUCGGUCAGCCGAACAAUUUCCGCCCUCAACAAGAUCCGCGACGACAUGGCUAGCCACCCUGCUGUCUCUGCAAUCGAGCUUCUCAACGAACCCAUGGGUUCCUCGGUUGGCAUGGACACUGUUCGCCAAUUCUACAUGGACGGCUGGGGCAACCUCAAGAACAGCGACGUCGCCAUCACCUUCCACGAUGCUUUUGCUGGCGUUACCUCUUGGAACGAUUGGGGUAGUGGCAUGUGGAACUUGAUGCUCGACACUCACCACUACGAGAUCUUCUCCAGCGACCAGUUGACCAUGGAUUUCGGUUCCCACAUUGGUACUGCUUGCGGUUUCGGUGGCUCAAUGGCUACCAACAACAAGUGGACCAUCUCAGGAGAAUGGACAGGAGCUUUGACAGACUGUGCAAAAUAUUUGAAUGGUAGAGGCGUUGGAGCAAGAUAUGAUGGAACCUACAACUACAAUGGCCAAUCUUCAUACUACAUUGCUAGUUGCGACGGAAAAUACACCGGCUCAGUCAGCGGACUCGACAGCACCUACAGAGACAACAUCAGCAAGUUCAUUGAAGCUCAACUUGACGCCUACGAGAAGGCUGCUGGUUGGAUCUUCUGGACAUGGAAGACUGAGGGCGCACCCGAAUGGGACAUGCAGGCACUGCUGCAGAACGGAGUCUUCCCCAAUCCCGUCACCAACCGAAACCACCCUGGCCAAUGCAACUAAACGUCGACCACCAUCUCUCCAACUCGGCACGACGCCAAUAUUCCUUGACUUGAUGCAGGAAUCUAUUCUCCGGCUCGAGUCAUGACUAUGAGAACCGGUCAACACAUAAUCACACCUCUGUGUACACAACUAACCAAUCGGAUGGGAAGUCAUUCUCCAAUCCUGGCUACCACCACUCGUUACGAAUCACGAUGAAACGCUACCAUUUUUUACGCUCAUGUUCGCAUCUCCAUACCAUCGCUAGAAGAACUUUACGACACGUUUACCACGAACCUCACGGAAAGUUGCAUCCAUGACAUUUGCAUACCCCACUGGACUUGGGAGGUCACUCGCAUCGAACAGCCUGGUUGCUGAUUGACGUUCGAGGGCUUUUUGUUGUUCACGAAGGAUUGUCGCGAAUUUCGAUCAGCGAGCGUUUUGAAAGUUUCUUCCACCUUUUUUUCUCUCGGCGUGCAAGCGUUUGGGAGAACAGUUGAAAAGGAAAAGG